AAUUUGAUAGCGCCUGCCGUAGCGCCAUCACCUUCAGUACCACUAAUAGCGAAUCGUUAUAAUAAUGGCGAACAAGUUCGACCUAGUGGAUUGGACAACUUUGCCUUCAAUGAAUCGCAUAUUGAUGCGAGGAAAACAUCACUGGAAUCAAAAGUUCACGAAGAGGAGCCAGUAUCUCAUGAACCAACACCAGUCGUAGGGGUUAAUACAGACAAAUGGACGGUCUCUUUAGAUGAUUUCACUUUGCUCACAGUUAUAGGAAGAGGUUCUUACGCAAAAGUGGUUCAAGCAGAGCAUAAAAAGACUGGCGUAGUGUAUGCGAUUAAAAUCAUCAAGAAGCAAAUGUUUAAUGACGAUGAAGUGAGUGCAAAAUUUUGA
Molecule: messenger RNA, 378 nt
Organism: Anisakis simplex (herring worm)
Lineage: Eukaryota; Metazoa; Nematoda; Chromadorea; Rhabditida; Anisakidae
Source: the annotation of a GenBank genome assembly